AUGAGUGAUGGGGGGAGCGAGGCAGGCAGGCGUGCCCUCCUCCUGGGAGAUCCCGGCGGCGGGCCGGCGGAGCGAGCCCGGGACAAGGAGAGCGGUGCGGCCCUGGAGAGCGCAAAGCUGCGCGCAGCGCCCGCCGGAGGGAGCGCGGGCUUCAAGGACCUGGCGGCGGCGACCUCGGCCUCCAGCCCCGGCUCCUCCAAGGAGUGCGCCCCGGAGACGGACAGCCAGUCCUCGGCGGGAGAGGCGGACUACUGCCGCCGGAUUCUGGUGCGAGACGCCAAAGGGACCAUCCGGGAGAUCGUCCUUCCCAAAGGUUUGGACCUGGACCGGCCCAAGAGGACCAGGACUUCGUUCACUGCUGAACAGCUCUACCGGUUGGAGCUGGAGUUUCAGCGCUGCCAGUACGUCGUGGGCAGGGAGCGGACAGAACUAGCCAGGCAGCUCAACCUUUCUGAGACACAGGUCAAGGUCUGGUUCCAGAAUCGCCGCACCAAGCAGAAAAAGGACCAGAGCAGAGACUCGGAGAGGCGCGGCUCCUCCACCUCCGAGUCCUUCGCCACCUGCAACAUCUUGAGACUCUUGGAACAGGGGACGCUCCUGUCCUUCCCAGGCGCCCCCACGCUGCUCUCCCCGCCGCCCAACCCCACCGUCAGCACUUCUUCCGGAAACGGGUCCGCCGCGGGCACGCCAGGGAACGCUUCGCCAGGCCUCCGCAGCGGGGGCAGCCCUCCCGGGACAGGGGGCUUCAGCCUGCAGGCCCCCUCCCUGGCCUCCUCGGCUCCCCCACGCCUCCCCACCACCCCGCUCUGUUUCAGCGGCCCCUUCCUGGGGAGUCUGCACGAAUUACCUAGUAGUUACGGACUGGGCACGUCUGCCUUCGAGCCUUACAUGCGGCUGGAGAGGAAAGAGGGCAUGCUGCCCAGCAAGAAACCGAGUCCCUGAAUAAUAAUAAUAAUAAUAACAAUAAUAAUAAUAAUAACUCUAAUGAUGAUGAUGAUGAUAAUAAUCAUUAAAAGAAACAAAAAGAGUGUCAAAAGACUGCCCCACUUCGUCCCUCUGCAGCCACUCCCCCUCCCC
Varanus komodoensis (Komodo dragon) is the source of this 1077-nucleotide messenger RNA. RefSeq names its product ventral anterior homeobox 2 (gene VAX2). The record is from RefSeq and is a predicted model, not a curated record. Gene Ontology annotation, biological process: brain development; neuron differentiation; regulation of DNA-templated transcription. The coding region runs from base 1 to 942 and encodes 313 amino acids. Gene Ontology annotation, molecular function: DNA-binding transcription factor activity, RNA polymerase II-specific; DNA binding. NCBI's taxonomy places the organism in Eukaryota, Metazoa, Chordata, Lepidosauria, Squamata, Varanidae. The transcript has 3 exons.